Messenger RNA from Dalotia coriaria, 1359 nucleotides. Its product is annotated as dehydrodolichyl diphosphate synthase complex subunit nus1-like. NCBI's taxonomy places the organism in Eukaryota, Metazoa, Arthropoda, Insecta, Coleoptera, Staphylinidae. The transcript has 2 exons. Gene Ontology annotation, cellular component: endoplasmic reticulum membrane; dehydrodolichyl diphosphate synthase complex. Gene Ontology annotation, molecular function: ditrans,polycis-polyprenyl diphosphate synthase [(2E,6E)-farnesyl diphosphate specific] activity. Bases 390 to 1103 code for a protein of 237 amino acids. The record is from RefSeq and is a predicted model, not a curated record.
AUUUUCGUCGCGCGUUGACUCGACAGAUAGCAACGUACAGCGUUUCGGAUCAGUCGGUGUCGGUGCGUGGCUCGUCGGUACAUCGCGACUACAACCUCCGAAACGCCUCACAUUCUUGCAUCAUCUCCAGCGGAACACACGAGCCACCAAACCCCGAAACAUUAUUAUCACACACACACACUGCACAUCUGCGUGCGGAAUUAUUGAUACUCCCAAGUGUUAAUCAGACGUUUGUAACCUUGCAUCAUGAGUACAUCCGUACAAUCGCGACACCUGACUUGUUACAGAAUUAAUUCCUGCUUAAAACGCUCCUAGAAGUUGAUUAAUGCAAAGUUUAAAAUAACAAAUAGUACUAUUACAUAGAUACAUAGCAACCUGCGCCAAAUAAAAUGGUUAGUGAUUACUUUUAUUAUGUGCUAUGGUUAUUGGCGCACACGGUGGUCGCGCUAAUUACACAAACUCGUGAUGUUUACCUCCUGGUAUACAACAGACUGCUACGCGGCGACAAACUGCCGCAGCUGAGGAAGCUACCACAGCAUUUAACAGUGCUGCUGCCUUCUAGUCCACCAACAUCACCAGCAUCCACCAACUCCAAGCAUCUUGACAUUCUAGUUAACUUGGUUUUGUGGUCGCUUGCCACAAAUAUACAAUAUGUGUCUUUUUAUGACCCACUGGGUCUUUUAGUUAAGUGGGAAGAUGAAUUAAUGAAGAGAAUUCAAUCGAGAAUGAAUAAAAGUCAGAGGUUAAUCUGGCAUGGAGCAAAUACAACCGGAAAGAACGGAUUCGCCGGGCCGAAAGUGCAUGUAAAGAUUUUAUCGGCUGGUCGUGCUGCCCUGGUCGAUGCAUGUCGACAAUUAUCACACACCGAGCAGGUUUUAACAGUGCCCAUCAUCAGUAAACACCUGCUGACCAACUAUGAGUUCCCCGAUCCGCAACUGGCGAUUUAUUUCGGGGAGUAUUUGAAUCUGUGCGGAUAUCCGCCGUGGCAGAUUCGUCUCACUGAGUUUAUACACGCCGGGCGCCAUUUGCACGCGUUCGAUGAGCGUGAAUUCUUUUCGGUGCUGCAGUUUUAUAGUAAAUGUCAGCAGCGCGUAGGCAAAUGAACUUUUGUGUUACAAUUCCGUAGGAUAAGUUGAAUUGUUUCAAUAGCUGAGCGUGUGUUGGCUCAGUUAUGCCAUUAACGUAAUUUGUACAUUCGUUUUUUAUCAAAACACGUUUAGUUGUGUACAGUCAUUUGUAACAUUAUUUGAUUUCAACUUAAACAAAGUGAACGCAUCACUGGGAGAUGUAAUAAGUAAUAAAAAGUGGAAAAUAAUAAUAAAAUGAGAACGCACGCAUUUCGGGUGGGCACAAUGUAAA